CAGAACACUUGUAUAUUGUUUGUUUGAGGUUCGUGCCACAGUAACAGACACAGUAUUUAAUUGCACAUACAGAUGUUUGCUGGGUAUAUUCACUGUAAAUUUUAUUUAAUCUGGUUUUUUGUUUGUUUGGGGGUUAUUUGGGGGGAGGUUGGUUUUGUUUUUAAAUAUAAAAAAAAAAAAAAAUCUGUCAUUGGACAUCAGUCACUGUUUCUCUGUUGCCGCCCUGGUAUGGGUAAAGGGUUGCAGGCCCUGGGUAGGUAUAGCCCUACAGCUGUUGGAGGUGUUUGUUGUGGUUUGGGAUGGCUUUCCCUAGCAUACGCACACUAUUUUUAACACCAUUCCCUCUGUCUCAUCCUCUUCACUGUACACGGUUCUGAUAGAUGGCUAGAUCUCUAAUGGGACCAUGGCUUUGGGCUCUCCCAGUUCUGCCACUGUGGUUCAUCGAGCAUAUCACUUCUCAACUCUGGAUCUGUGUCCAUAUCAGUAAGAUAAGAGACUUGGACUUACUAGGUGACCUCUAAGUUUCCUUCCAGACUAUUAAUUCUGUGGUACUGUGUAUUCAUUUAGGGCCCUUGUAGUUGAGUUUUGAGAUAGGGUCUUGCUCUGUCACCCAGGCUGGAGUGCAGUGGCAGAUCUCAGCUGACUGCAGCCACCUCCGUGUUCAAGCGAUUCUUGUGCCUCAGUCUCCUGAGUAGCUGGGAUUACAGGCACGAUCCAACAUGCCUGGCUAAUUUUUUUUUUUUUUUUUUUUUGGUAUUUUUGGUAGAGACAGGGUUUUACCAUGUUGCCCAGGCUGGUCUUGAACUCCUGGGCUCAAGUGAUCUCCCGCCUUGGCCUCCUAAAGUGCUGGGAUUACAGGCAUGAGCCACCACUCCCAGCCCAGCUCAUCUUCUGAAAACCGUUUAGGGAUGAAGAACUUGGGCCUUUCUUUCUUUUUUUUUUUUUUUUUGAGACAGAGUCUCGCCCUGUCGCUCAGGCUGGAGUGCAGUGGCGUGGUAUCUCGGCUCACUGCAACCUCCGCCUCCCGAGUUCAAGCAGUUCUCCUGCCUCAGCCCCCCGAGUAGCUGGGACUACAGGCGUGCCCCACCGUGCCCAGCUAAUUUUUGUAUUUUUAGUUGAGAUGGGGUUUCACCAUGUUGGCCAGGCUGGUCUCGAACUCCUGACCUUGUGAUCCACCCGCCUCGGCCUUCCAAAGUGCUGUGAUUACAGGCGUGAGCCACCGUGCCUGGCUGCCUUUCUUUAAUCCUAAAGCUGGAGGAUUGGGUUUUACCUGUCGGGGACAAAAGCAGAUGUUUAUUACAAUGAAAGCUACAGCAACUGAACUCGCAGUGCCAAGAUGCUGUAUUAUCCAGACAUGCUCAGCAGUCCCUGUCCUAUGUGGCUGAAAAAAGUUGAAGAGCACAAGUCAUCUUGCCUGCAAGAUGGAGCUUUUCCUUUAGAGCAUCUCAAAGCAAGCCCUGUUGUUCUGCAGCCUGUCAGAGCAGGGCCAUUAAAGAACCUGCAGAGUCAGAACCAUCCUGCACCCCUUUUUCAAACUCCCCCCUUAAAUAGAAAAAAAAAGUAGUGGGUGAGAAUGACAAAGCACGUUGCCCUGGAAAUCUCUUGGGUCCAAGUAGCUGUAUCCCUAACCAUGAUCCUACAGGAGCUUGCCUGACCCAGUCUCCAACACAGUCCUUUAUUUCUUACAGAUACAAGGAAUAAAGCAGCACUGCAUUGCCACCUCUAAAUUGCUCUCCCCUGAGAUGGGAGUAUCUCCUCUUUCAUCCAUGUCACAGCCCAAAGAGUAAGAGAAGGGUGCACCCCUGUGAGAUGAGAAUGGCAUCUGUCUCUUUGAUCCAUCAGUUAUAUACUGAGGCAUCAAAGGUGGGAGAUGGAAUCAGGGAAUCAAAAGGGUUUAGGAAGUGUGAGGGUUGGCCAUCCUACCUUUAAGAGUUUGCAGUUCUCAUGAGGAAGGGGACAUUACUUAGAAAUGAUUUAAAAAAUUCCUUAUGUGGCAGCUGUAUGCUUCUGUCCAGUGUUAACUGGCCCUUUUUAAUAGCCCUGGUAAUUCCCUUCACUCUGAGGACAAAAUUUUACAAGAAGGAGGGUGGGGAGAUGUCUCUGGGAGCUGCUGGAGGGAAUGAAGCAAUACUACAUAUUCUUCACUUUCUUACAGGAUAGCAAAGUACUCCUCCAACCACCCACAGAUAAAAAGCAAUCUAGGCAUGCACGGUGGCUCACACCUCUAAUCCUAGCACUUUGGGAGGCCGAGGCAGGCGGAUCACCUGAGGUCAGGGGUUCGAGACCAGCCUGGCCAAAAUGGUGAAACCCCAUCUGUACUAAAAAUACAAAAAUUACCUGGGCAUGGUGGUGGGCGCCUGGAAUCCCAGCUACUCAGGAGGCUGAGGCAGGAGAAUCGCUUGAACCUGGGAGGUUGCAGUGAGCCCGGAUCGCUUCAUUGCACUCCAGCCUGGGUGACAAGAGCAAGACUCCAUCUCAAAAAAAAAAAGCCACCUAGUAUGGCUGAUAGGAGAGCUCUAUGAGUUCAAAUUAAUCUUUUUUUACCCUGUCUCAAAAAAUAAAUGAAAAAUAAAAAUAAACUCCCCUUAAAUGUUAAAUGAGUGUGAACAGAAACUGUCCCUUCCUGAAUUCAGCCAUUAUUCACCUGUUCGCCUUAGAUGAAGAAUCAAGAAACAGCAGCUCUGGGGGGAUGGGAGGAGUUAGGGUCCGGCCCUGCCCCAGACCUCUCAGUGUCCAAUUUCUCUGUGUCAGCUGUGUUUCUCAGCUGUCCACUCUCCUCCAGCCCUGUCAUUUCAGCCCUGACACCAAGGCAGGAGGCUAGGAGGUCUACAAAUAGUGACUGGGCAGCUGGUGUGAACACAGAGGGUACUGGGGGGGCUUAGCCCCCAAGGAAGAGGACCAAUUUUUCCCCAGCACCACCAUCAAGGCCUCGGGGCUCCCAGCUCCCUCUACAGACUGUGGACUGACUUAGGGAAUCCCGAACCCUCCCCUUUGAGGACCACCCUACUGCAAGGGACAGAAAUAAGGGAGAGAAGAAUGAAAGGGAUUAGAUUUCAUAGUGGGGUCCAACCUCUUGCAGGAUGACAGAAAAGGAGGUGCUGGAGUCCCCUAAGCCCUCCUUCCCAGCAGAGACUCGGCAAAGUGGGCUACAGCGGCUAAAGCAGUUACUCAGGAAGGGUUCUACAGGGACAAAGGAGAUGGAACUUCCCCCAGAGCCCCAGGCCAAUGGGGAGGCAGUGGGAGCUGGGGGUGGGCCCAUCUACUACAUCUAUGAGGAAGAGGAAGAGGAAGAAGAGGAGGAGGAGGAGCCACCCCCAGAACCUCCUAAGCUGGUCAACGAUAAGCCCCACAAAUUCAAAGAUCACUUCUUCAAGAAGCCAAAGUUCUGUGAUGUCUGUGCCCGGAUGAUUGUUCUCAACAACAAGUUUGGGCUUCGCUGUAAGAACUGCAAAACCAACAUCCAUGAACACUGUCAGUCCUAUGUGGAAAUGCAGAGAUGCUUCGGCAAGAUCCCGCCUGGUUUCCAUCGGGCCUAUAGUUCCCCACUCUACAGCAACCAGCAGUACGCUUGUGUCAAAGAUCUCUCUGCUACCAAUCGCAAUGAUCCUGUGUUUGAAACCCUGCGCACUGGGGUGAUCAUGGCAAACAAGGAACGGAAGAAGGGACAGGCAGAUAAGAAAAAUCCUCUAGCAGCCAUGAUGGAGGAGGAGCCAGAGUCGGCCAGACCAGAGGAAGGCAAACCCCAGAAUGGAAACCCUGAAGGGGAUAAGAAGGCUGAGAAGAAGACACCUGAUAACAAGCACAAGCAGCCUGGCUUCCAGCAGUCUCAUUACUUUGUGGCUCUCUAUCGGUUCAAAGCCCUGGAGAAGGACGAUCUGGAUUUCCCGCCAGGAGAGAAGAUCACAGUCCUUGAUGACUCCAAUGAAGAAUGGUGGCGGGGGAAAAUUGGGGAGAAGGUCGGAUUUUUCCCUCCAAACUUCAUCAUUCGGGUCCGGGCUGGAGAACGUGUGCACCGCGUGACGAGAUCCUUCGUGGGGAACCGCGAGAUAGGGCAGAUCACUCUCAAGAAGGACCAGAUCGUGGUGCAGAAAGGAGACGAAGCGGGCGGCUACGUCAAGGUCUACACCGGCCGCAAGGUGGGGCUGUUUCCCACCGACUUUCUAGAGGAGAUUUAGGCGUGCGGGCUUCUGCAAGCGGGAGACACCCACACCCCAUUCUGGGCGGGCCCAGUGGAGUUUGGGGAGUGGGGCGAAAGCAACGGGACUGCUGGGAGAGGAGGGGUAGGAAGGCCCGCCUGAGCGCGACGGGGCUUCCAGGAAGGGACUGGUUCUCGCCCGCUUCCCCAGCCUGGGGCCUCGCAUACCUGCUCCCCAGAGCAGCCCGGACCCGAAACCUUUCAGGCCCCGCUUGCAAGAGCUGGAAAAAAAUGCGUAUCUACUAGGAGGAGCGAGGGACUGGGGCAGGGGGCGGGGGCGAGCGAACUGUCGAAUGUUGCAAAUUUAUUAAACUUUUGACAAAACUUAGAAAA
Molecule: messenger RNA, 4528 nt
Organism: Pongo pygmaeus (Bornean orangutan)
Lineage: Eukaryota; Metazoa; Chordata; Mammalia; Primates; Hominidae
Gene: STAC3
Product: SH3 and cysteine rich domain 3
Exons: 12
Coding region: 3081-4175 (364 amino acids)
Biological process (GO): skeletal muscle contraction; positive regulation of voltage-gated calcium channel activity; positive regulation of protein localization to plasma membrane
Molecular function (GO): protein binding
Source: RefSeq, a predicted model, not a curated record